CUAAUCCGGCAUCUCUCUCUCCUCCCAGUUUCCUGAUUCUCUCUCAUCUCUCUCUACAAAUUAUGUGCGUCUCUGCAAAUCUCCUCCGCCAUUGCUGAGCCCGUGUCUUUCUCAUUCUAUAAAUACAUUUGCUCGGACAAAAUCACAAUGGAUAGCAAUGAUUCCGCAUCCGAGAUAUCAUUCAGCUCUCUGCAUUUGGACCCACGGCAGCAGGAAGAUAAAGAAGAAGAGCCUGUAUCUUCGGAUGAAGAUCAGAGUCUCUAUUUAGUUCCCUUCAGAUGGUGGAAGGAAGCGCAGGACCCAUCAUCCUCAUAUGUAAAGAGGGGGAUCCCAUUUGCGGCAUCCCCUGCUCCUUAUGGGGGCCCAAUGAAGAUUUUUAACAACAUAUUCAACUCAGAUAUUGCAUUUAGUCUGAGGAAAGAUGAUGAUUUGUCAUGCAAUGGAGAAAAUCGUGAGGCGGGAGUAUCGGGUAAAGACUAUGCGUUGGUGCCAGGAGACAUAUGGCUUCAGACACUGAAAUGGCACAGUGAUUCUAAGAAUUCAUCAAAGGAAAGAAAAGGGUUCUUAGCUGUCGAAGAAGAUAUGUCCGAUGUCUACCCUUUGCAACUCAGGCUUUCUGUUCUAUGUGAAACCAACGUACUGUCUGUGAAAAUAAGCAAAAAGGACAAUUCAGUUGAGUGCUACAGAAGAGCCUGCAAGAUUUUUAAUAUGGAAUCUGAGCCUUUGCGUGUUUGGGAUUUAUCAGGGCAGACAAUGCUGCUUCUACUGAAUGACAAAAAUAAGAUCUUAAAAGAGUCUCAGAAGCAAAUUGGGCAGGAUUUGCUCCUCGAGUUACAAGUUUAUGGAUUAUCAGAAUCUUUUAGAAAUAAAACCAGAAAGGAUGAUACUGCGCAAUGUUCGAAUGGGACUCUGAAUGGUGGUUCUGUCAACUACUUCUCUAAUUCUUCUCGGAGCAAUUCUACUAAGCUUCUCGGAGGUUCUGCUGAAGCUGGUACACUAGGCUUAACUGGAUUACAGAACCUUGGGAAUACUUGCUUCAUGAACAGUGCUCUUCAGUGUCUAGCCCACACACCAAAGCUUGUUGACUACUUUCUUGGAGAUUAUGAAAGAGAAAUAAAUCCAGAUAACCCAUUGGGGAUGAAGGGUGAAAUUGCUUCUUCUUUUGGAGACCUGAUGAAGAAACUAUGGGCUCCUGGAGCGACUCCACUAGCACCAAGAACAUUUAAAUUGAAGCUUGCUCAUUUUGCUCCCCAGUUCAGUGGUUUCAAUCAGCACGAUUCUCAAGAGCUCCUGGCAUUUCUCUUGGACGGACUUCACGAAGAUUUGAAUCGUGUCAAGUGUAAACCUUAUGUCGAAGUUAAGGAUUCUGAUAGCAGACCAGAUGAACAAGUAGCAGAUGAAUAUUGGACGAAUCAUCUUGCUCGUAAUGAUUCGGUUAUAGUUGAUGUUUGCCAAGGUCAAUACAGGUCCACAUUAGUAUGCCCACUUUGUCGAAAGAUGUCUGUUACUUUCGACCCAUUUAUGUAUCUGUCUUUACCUUUGCCAUCAACUUCUAUGCGGACAAUGACAUUGACUGUUGUGAAAACUGAUGGGACUGAUAGGCCACUGGCAUUUACUGUUACUGUACCAAAGAAUGGAAAACUUGUAGAUCUUACUCAGGCUUUAAAGACUGCCUGUUCUCUGGAGGGUGAUGAAACACUUUUGGUGGCUGAGAUAUACAACAACCGCAUUAUACAUUUUCUAAAGGAUCCAAAUGGUUCGUUAUCUUUGAUUCGAGACAAUGAUCAACUAGUAGCUUACAGGCUACCAGAUACAGAAGCUCCUCUCUUUGUCUUUAUGCAUCAGCAGGCUGAAGAUAAAUUGAUUAAUGGGAAAUCAAUAUUCAAUUCAAGAUUGUUUGGAGUUCCUCUCAUAGUCCGCCAACACAUUACUAAUGGAUAUGAGGUUCGUGAAAUUUACACGAAGUUACUCGCUCCAUUCUUGGUACCUGAAAAGGACUCGCUCAAGAAUGACGAUUCCUCAGACAAGGGUGCAGAUGAAGCAAUCCUGGAAGUGCAUGAUGCCAGCUAUGCAAGUUUAAAUGGCUCCUCCGAGACACCGGAGAAAGAAGAAUUUGAAACAAAUUCUGAUACGGAGUGUCAGUUUUACCUAACAAAUGAAAAGGUGACAGAGAAGGGCUGUGAGAUUGGAAUGGAAGAGCUGGUAAAACCUAAAGCUGUGUCUGAAAUACAGUAUGUGCUAGUGUCGUGGUCACAGAAGAUGGUUACACAAUACAACAUACAGCCUCUCAGCUUGCUUCCGGAAGUUUCCAAAUCUGCGUUCUUCUCAAAAAGACCACAGGAGUCUGUCUCUCUGUAUAAAUGUCUCGAAGCAUUCCUCAAGGAGGAGCCGCUGGGACCAGAUGAUAUGUGGUAUUGUCCUGUGUGCAAGAAGCAUUGUCAAGCCGGGAAGAAAUUAGAUCUCUGGAGAUUGCCAGAGAUAUUGGUGAUUCACCUGAAAAGAUUCUCGUACAAUUGUUUCCUCAAAAACAAAUUGGAGACUUUUGUUGAUUUCCCGGUUCAUGAUCUUGACCUGUCCGGUUACAUUGCUCAGAAGGGCGGACAAUCUUCUCACCGCUACAUGCUUUAUGCAAUCAGUAACCAUUACGGAAGUAUGGGAGGUGGUCACUACACAGCAUUUGUUCAUCAUGGCGGUGACCGGUGGUAUGACUUCGACGACAGCCACGUGUCUCUGAUCAGCGAAGACAAAAUAAAAACUUCGGCUGCCUAUGUUUUAUUUUAUAGAAGAGUUGAAGAUGCCUAACCCAAGAUACAACUGUAAGUUACUAUGAAACGGAUAACUUAGUAUUUUUGAUGUUGUGCCAUUCUUUUGUCCGGAAUAUUCAUGUAGUUAUAGGCAGUCAGUCUUUCAAGACGUGGAAGAAAUGAGAUAUCCGUUUAGAAUAGGAUGAUGAGAUCACAGAAGAUAUCAUCAUAAAAUAGAGAUAAACUGAGAGGUGGGAGAGGUUCAUAUCAUAUAAAUAGUAAUAACUAGUUCGAAAUGACCUUUUGUAGUGCAACCGCUCUCGGGUAGAGCAAUAGAAAAAGCUAAAGACAGUAAUAUUCUUGUAACAUAUAUACAAUUUUGAGAAUGAUAUUAAUCAAAUUGUUUGAUA
Molecule: messenger RNA, 3154 nt
Organism: Salvia splendens (bonfire salvia)
Lineage: Eukaryota; Viridiplantae; Streptophyta; Magnoliopsida; Lamiales; Lamiaceae
Product: ubiquitin carboxyl-terminal hydrolase 8
Exons: 13
Coding region: 148-2802 (884 amino acids)
Biological process (GO): protein deubiquitination
Molecular function (GO): cysteine-type deubiquitinase activity
Source: RefSeq, a predicted model, not a curated record